UCCGACGAGAGCCCUGUGGAUGAUUUCAAUGCAGGAAAAACAGGAGUUUCCCUUCCAUUGGAUUUAUAUUUUUGCUCCUCACACUCCUGGAUUAAUGGGAUGAUGAUUAUUUUCUACACAUUUUAGAAGAAGGAUUUAAGAUAUGGACAAUCAGAGCUGUGUAAAGGCUUGGAAAUGGCAAGUAGCUUUCUCCCUCUUCCUUUGUAGCUGGGGCUGGGUCUCUGGGCAGCUGCGUUAUUCUAUUGCUGAGGAGUCUCAUCCAGGGACUGUUGUGGGGAAUGUGGCUCAGGAUCUGGGGGUGAAUCUGGCUGAGAUUAGUAGAAGGAGGCUGAGUUUUGGAUCUGAUGGAAACAGCAGAUUAUUCUCUAUAGAGCAGAAGAAUGGAGCUCUGGUUGUACAUGAGAGGAUUGAUAGGGAGAGCCUGUGUGGAUCCAGCCUGAGCUGUUUGCUGCAUCUAGAGGUUGUGGCUGAGAAUCCUCUGGAGCUUCAUAGUCUGGAAAUAGAGGUUCUGGAUAUUAAUGAUAAUUCACCAUCAUUUUUAAAGACUAAUCAAGUCAUAAAUAUAACUGAAUUAUUAGCAAUUUCUGGUGUCAAAUUUCAGUUAGAAACAGCAAAGGAUUUAGAUAUAGGCAGGAACAGUAUCAGUCAGUACCAAUUAAACCCAAAUCCAUAUUUUUCCUUGCUUUUAAAAAAACGGAAGGAUGGGACCCUUAUUACUGAGCUAGUGUUAGAAAGGAAUCUGGAUAGGGAGGAAAAAGCUGAACAUAAGCUACUUCUGACAGCUCUUGAUGGGGGAGACCCUCCUAAAUCAGGGUCCACGCAGAUAACUGUGAUUGUUUUAGAUUUUAAUGAUAAUGCACCAGUGUUUGAUCAGCCCAAUUACAAGAUCAAUAUCUUGGAAAAUAUUCAGUUGAACACAGUCAUUAUAAAGUUAAAUGCUACAGAUUUAGAUGAAGGUGAAAAUGGUAAAAUCGUAUAUUCCUUUGAUCAUCAUACCUUGGAUUCGGCAAAGACAAUUUUUGAAAUAAAUUCAUAUACUGGUGAAAUAGUGAAUAAAGCAAAUGUGGAUUUUGAAGCUACAGGUUUUUAUGAAUUGUAUGUCAAAGCUACAGAUAAAGGGUCACCUAAAUUAGAGGGUCAUUGUAUAAUCCAGGUUGAGGUAAAAGAUGUAAAUGACAAUACACCAGAAAUUAUUUUCACCUCUAAGACUAAUGAAGUUCCUGAGAAUGCCCCCGUAGGAACUGUGAUUGGAUUCAUCACAGUUAAAGAUAAGGAUUCUGGCAAAAAUGGGCAAAUUGAAUUACAAGUGUCCCCAGGUUUACCCUUCACAUGCCAGCCCAUGUCACAGCGCUAUGCUCUGGUCACCAAUGGGCAUCUAGACAGGGAGAAGCUCUCACAAUACACUAUAAAACUGACGGCAUCUGAUCUGGGUUCUCCAUCUCUCAGCAGCCAGAUUACAAUCAGCCUUACUAUAGCUGAUAUUAAUGAUAAUCAGCCAGCAUUUCUACACAAUGUCUACAAUGCCUUCAUUGCAGAAAACAAUGAGCCGGGUAGACUGGUUAUGUACAGUAUCUGCUAUGGAUCCGGAUGAGGGAGCUAAUGCAAACCUCAUUUACUCCAUCACUGAGAGCCAUAUCCAUGGCUCUCCUG
Molecule: messenger RNA, 1650 nt
Organism: Bufo gargarizans (Asiatic toad)
Lineage: Eukaryota; Metazoa; Chordata; Amphibia; Anura; Bufonidae
Product: protocadherin gamma-C5-like
Exons: 1
Coding region: 143-1591 (482 amino acids)
Biological process (GO): homophilic cell-cell adhesion
Cellular component (GO): plasma membrane
Molecular function (GO): calcium ion binding
Source: RefSeq, a predicted model, not a curated record